GCUCAAUGGGUGUGUCUUUUACUACUUUAGUUAGAAACGGAAAACGCGAAACAGGAGACAUUUUGACAUGACGGGAAGAUCUCUUAUUAUUGAAAUACUUUUACAGAAACGGUAACAUAUUAAUGAGGAGUUAGUUAGAUGUGUCGACGCGCCGUAAUGAGGUACUCUUCCUCGGGGUAGAUAUCACAUCCACUAUAUAUAUAUUUCUCUCUCUCUAUAUAUAUAUGUAUGUAUAUAUAUAUAUAUAUAUAUAUAUAAACAUAUAUUAAUGGCGACAUUAUUUCCUUUUGCUCGGACAACAAUGUGCUAACAAGUGUAUUGUAAACACAGCUCCCACAUGUCAUGAAAAUAAGUAUGGACGAGUGGGGCUUAGUCGUUGCACCAGAUAAUGACCCUUCAAGCUCCGAGGGGGAAUACAUAGUCGAACCAGGUCCCGAACAUGAAACAAGGGAGGCGGAGGAAGGGGCGCAUCCGGGCUGUGUGGAGCGAAUGGACGACGGGGCCACCAAUGUCGGAUUUGGAUUAAGUGGGAUUGGAGAAAGCAAAGUGUUGUUGGGGCGAGUCGGACAGAGAGACGACAAAGAACUUCGGUACUUGCACUUAUUAUGGGAACCGGGACGAGCAGAGAUUGGACCUGGUGGUGUGACCAACAAACUGGGAAAGAUGACCGGGAGCAGGGCCAGGCGUUUUCAAAGAGCCUCAAGGAACCCCAUUGGUAAAGAUGUGUAUGCUGUAAAAAGACUGAGGGACGCCGCAAACAGUAAUGACAUUGACACAGUUCGUAAGCUCCUGCAGGAUGACAUAGACCCUUGUGCAGCAGAUGACAAGGGAAGGACGGCCUUACAUUUUUCUUCCUGCAAUGGCAAUGAAAGCAUCGUGCAAUUACUGCUGAGCUACGGCGCUGACCCCAACCAACGUGACAGUCUGGGUAAUACACCACUCCAUCUGGCGGCCUGUACAAACCACGUGCCUGUAAUCACCACAUUGCUAAGAGGAGGAUCCCGUGUGGACGCCCUUGACCGGGCUGGCCGGACCCCUCUACACCUUGCACGUUCCAAACUUAACAUUCUGCAGGAAGGUGAUUCUCGUAGCUUAGAAACCCUGAGAGGAGAAGUCACACAGAUUAUUCAAAUGCUGAGGGAGUAUCUAAACCUAAUGGGCCAAAGUGAAGCUAAAGAGAGACUGGAGCACAUUUCCUCCCAGCUGCAACACACACGAACCAAAGAGCAAGUGGAUGAGGUGACUGAUUUACUGGCCAGCUUUACUUCACUCAGCCUUCAGAAACAGAAUUUGGGAGAUAGGUAGAAGAUUAAGAAAUUUGAGUCCUGCUCCCUUGAUAAAGUAAGCCUCAACUCCUCCAGCCUGAACACUGAUUUAUACCUCUGGUCGUAAUCUGGACUAGAAUUUCAGAUACAGUACCACUGUAAUGAAUGUCAUUCAGAGUUCCUCUAAUUCUAGAAAUUUGUCUUCUUGCAACAAAUUCUUUCAUCAAAGCAGGGACAGUUUUUGUAGCCUACAAUAACGUAAUUUUUUCCCCCAAAUUACUCAAGUCUGUGAAAAUAAGGGAGAAGGUUGUAGGUUAAAGAAUAUGGAGUCCUAUGAAAAUCAUGUAUGAAAUGGAAAACUUCAGAAAUGAAUGUGUACAACCUCAUCAUGCUAUAAAAAUAUUUUCCUGCAUGUUUGAUAGGGUUUGGCAUCGUUUGAAUUUGAGCGUUUCCUAUUCCGGUUCCUUAGUUCGAUUCCAUUUCCAAACCAUUCUCAAUUCCGAUUCUUUUAGGGGGCUGGGUCAAAAAAGUUUGCAUGGUUUAAAUAAAGGAUGUCCAAAAUAUGAACUUCCAUAUUCUUAGCAGCCCGCUGCAUAGACUAAAAUUAAAAUUUGACUCGAGGUUCUUUGUAACCAGUAUCAAUAUCAAACCUAUGAACUGAAAGGCAAUGUGUGUCGAACUAACCCAAUUGACUUGAUAUUCAUUAAUUAAUGUUUCAGCUAAAAGUUAAAUAUAUCAUUGUUAAAAUAGUUAUUUUAACAAUGCUAUGUAGCUGCCCCUGUACUCUGUUUCGUGACAAAUGGUUUAUAUGUGUAAGUUUUAACUUGACUUCUUGUUUUAAGUUUGUAGCCUUUCGUUUUGAAGGGUAUCCACCGGAACUCAGCAUUUUGGCACAAAAACUGACUUCACACGGCCCGGGGGAUUUAAAAAAAAAAUAAUAAUAAAUAAAUAAAUUGUAUUUAUUUUUUUUAUGGAUGGAACCGAAUGCUCUAAAACGCUGAUUCCUUUCCUGACCCACCGAUUAGGCACAAGGUUAGUGUUUGUGAUACUGUGAGACAACGUUUAUGUGAAUUUUGUCCCAAUUCAUUGUGGUAUAAAGUUGUUAUGGUGAAGUUUUAACCGAAUGUUGAGCUUUUUUUUUUUUUUGUCAUCGGUGUGGUUUGAAGACUAAAAUAAAUGCUAAAAACCAUCAGUGCAAAAGUGCAAGCAACCGUUUAUCUUGUUAGCUGUCUCAAUGUUGGCAUAGCUUUAUUUUGUUGGUUCACUCACCCAAUUGACUGAGAGUUGACUUCUCUGAAGCUCUGCGCGGUGUACACAACGUGAAAGCCGGUACACAACGCGCGUCAGACGGUACACAACGUGAAAGCCUCCUUUGGACAUCUAUCCAUCCAUCCAUCCAUUUUCUGAGCCGCUUCUCCUCACUAGGGUCGCGGGCGUGCUGGAGCCUAUCCUAGCUAUCAUCGGCCAGGAGGCGGGGUACACCCUGAACUGGUUGCCAGCCAAUCGCAGGGCACAUACAAACAAACAACCAUUCACAUGCACAGUCACACUUACGGACAAUUUAGAGUCUCCAAUUCAUGCAUGUUUUUGGGAUGUGGGAGGAAACCGGAGUGCCCGGAGAAAACCCAUGCAGGCACGGGGAGAACAUGCAAACUCCACACAGGCGGGACCGGGGAUUGAACCCCGCUCCUCAGAACUGUGAGGCUGACGCUAUAACCAGUCGACCACCAUGCCACCCUCCUUUGCACAAUAUAAUCUUAUUUCAAGUGUUGCACUGAGGCCACUGGUUAUUCAUUUUAACAAAGCUAAGACACACUUUUGUCCGCCGCCACCACCGUUGGGCACAAGGACGUCAUCGUGCGUGUUCUUCUUCGUUGGGUAACGCCGCUUCUUCGUUGCUUUUCACCACUUCUUCUUCGUGGCUGGAGGACUAGGCAUUGAAACUGGGAACCGAAAUGUUUUAAUUUGAACGGUUCAGGGAGAACCGGAACCUUAGUCCCGGUUCCAAACGGUUCUCGAUUCGCGAUGCCCAACCCUUAUGUUUGAUCAAUCUGAAAGCGGUCCAUGUGCUGAAUAUAAAUAAUUGUUAAUUGCAAACCUGUUCAUUGUCAUUUCAUUUAAAUGUUCUUCUACACACUAGACCAAAAUAUUACUCCUGAUUUAUUGUUACUUUGCAUCUUUAGUGUGGACUUCCAAUAAUGUCAUGUUUUCAGAAAAAAACUUAAGAAAAUUGACACAUUAAAGGCUGUGUCGAACAAAGCUACCUCUAUUGUGCCAAAAAGUAAUACUCAUUCAAGGUUUCUGAAAGGUAAAUCUGCAAUUCUUAGUUCCAUGUAAUUCCAAGUGCAUUUUAUUUAUUCCCUUUCAGCCAAUAAUCAUUCAUAAAUUAUUCCUAUUGGACCUUAGAAGGCAUCACAGAACACAACAGACUGGACAUCAGUGCACAAAAAAAAGGGAAAAAAAUGCAGUUGGAUGAUGCGUCAGCCUGUGCCUGCCUUUCCCUGUUUUUUUUUUUUUUUAAACUAUUACUCGCCUAUGUUAAGUAUUAAUUACUUAAACUAAAUGAGCAACCAUGUUUUACUUUGGUGCUUUGGGUUUCUUAAUCAGCAGGAUAUUUCCCAUUUGCACUGCAUGUUAAUGUUUAACUGAAGUGUAAAAGUACUGUCAAAAUGUAUGUUUGAUCAAAUAAAUGGAAUCGUUUAAGUGAUAAGUGGCUUUCG
Messenger RNA from Phyllopteryx taeniolatus (common seadragon), 3985 nucleotides. It is a transcript of the gene ankrd54, whose product is annotated as ankyrin repeat domain 54. NCBI's taxonomy places the organism in Eukaryota, Metazoa, Chordata, Actinopteri, Syngnathiformes, Syngnathidae. The transcript has 8 exons. The record is from RefSeq and is a predicted model, not a curated record. Gene Ontology annotation, molecular function: protein binding. Bases 343 to 1305 code for a protein of 320 amino acids.